GCGUGUUAGCUAGCUUCCGUAAUCAACUUUGUUUCUACAUGUAAAGUAGAACCACGUCUACAAAUUGUUAUGAUCUUCCUCCCAAGCUGUCCAGCUCGUACAACUCAUGUCUUUAUAAAAAGACUUAUCGAUUUCAUGUAAUCUUAAUUACUGGACGAUCGAAAAUUUAUUCCAAUCUCAUCCCCUGGAAAAAAAAAAAAAGAAGAAAUAUCAAGAUCAUCAGCCAAAAUAUCAUGGAGGGAGUGGCCGAAGACAUAGUGAUUGUGGGAGCUGGAAUUGCUGGCCUUACAACAUCCUUGGGACUUCAUAGGCUGGGCAUUCGAAGCCUUGUAUUGGAAUCCUCGGAUAGUUUGAGAACCACAGGAUUUGCCUUCACAACAUGGACAAAUGCUUGGAAGGCCCUAGAUGCAGUUGGCCUUGCCUCCUCUCUUCGACAACAUCAUCAACGGCUUCUUGAGAAUGUGACUACCUCUACAAUUUCAGGGCUUCAAACCUCGAAGAUUUCAUUUGAAGCCAAAGGAAAACAUGCAGAACACGAAGUUCGUUGUGUUAAAAGGAAGUUGCUGUUGGAAGCCCUUGCAGAGGAACUUCCAAGUGGGACGAUCAGGUACUCUUCCAAGGUGGUUUCUUUAGAGGAAUCAGGCUCCUUGAUGCUUGUGCAUCUUGCUGAUGGGACCAUUCUCAGAACUAAGGUUUUAAUUGGGUGUGAUGGAGUGAACUCGGUGGUAGCAAAGUGGCUGCAUUUCAAGAAACCAGCUUUCGCAGGGAGAUCUGCCAUAAGGGGCUUUGCUGACUUCAAGCGCAAUCAUGGAUUUGAGAACAAGUUCAUGCAGUUCUUUGGGAAAGGUUUCCGAUCUGGUUUUCUUCCUUGUGAUGAUAGCAAGGUCUAUUGGUUUUUCACCUGGACUCCCUCCAGCCAAGAUAAAGAGAUAGAAGAUAACCCGGCUAGGAUGAAACAAUUUGUGUUAGGCAAGCUUGAAAAAGUUCCUGAUGAAAUAAGGAAUGUAAUUGAAAACACUGAACUAGGUGGUAUGACAUCAUCGGCAUUAAGGUACAGACAUCCCUGGGAGCUUUUUUGGGGAAAUGUCAGCAAAGGAAACGUCUGUGUAGCUGGCGAUGCACUCCAUCCCAUGACCCCUGACCUUGGCCAAGGUGGUUGUUCUGCCUUGGAAGACGGCGUUGUUUUGGCCAGGUGUCUUGGUCAGGCUCUACUGAAAAGACCAAGUGGGGAUCAGACAAAAGAUAAUAUGGAAAGAGAAAGAGAUCAUGAUGAAUAUAAAAGGAUUGAAUCGGGGUUAAAGAAGUAUGCCGAAGAGAGGAAAUGGAGAAGCAUUAACCUCAUUACUACAGCUUAUAUUAUUGGUUACAUUCAAGAUGGUAGUGGAAAAGCUAGAAGCUUCUUAAGGGAUAAAAUACUAGCCAGAUUCCUUGCUGGGUUGCUGCUGAAGAGGGCUGAUUUUGAUUGUGGAAAACUUGUUUAGAAAUUCUUAAAAUGUAGUGAGUGCAUAUGCUUUGUAUAAUUGCUGCUGCAAAAUGCCAAGUAUUUGUUUCUUUGUUUGUUUGAGGAAUGAGUGGCUUUUAUUUGUUCUAAAGUGUAAUCAAGCCUACUGUUAGGCCUGCGGUUUGAUUUACUGUUGGAGUUACUGUUGGGGUUAUCCCACAUCGGUUGUGGAAAGAAUUGGAUUGGCUGGUGGCCUGUUUAUGAUUGUGAGGGAAAACCUCACUCCUUGAGCUAACUUUUUGGAUUGAGAGAGCUCAUGACCACCCAACAGGUAUUUGUUUCCAUGGAAAGCAAUAAGGAUCAUGAUUUCAUUUGAGGUUCA
Juglans microcarpa x Juglans regia is the source of this 1823-nucleotide messenger RNA. RefSeq names its product monooxygenase 2-like. The coding region runs from base 234 to 1481 and encodes 415 amino acids. The transcript has 6 exons. Gene Ontology annotation, molecular function: FAD binding. Lineage: Eukaryota; Viridiplantae; Streptophyta; Magnoliopsida; Fagales; Juglandaceae. The record is from RefSeq and is a predicted model, not a curated record.